Messenger RNA from Diabrotica balteata, 1270 nucleotides. The record is from the annotation of a GenBank genome assembly. Lineage: Eukaryota; Metazoa; Arthropoda; Insecta; Coleoptera; Chrysomelidae.
CACAUGUGGUGCGGAUGUGACAUGUGACAUAAAAGAGGUUAGGUUAGUAAUGUUUUAAAUUAAUUUAGAUGAUACUUUCAUUUAUUAAAUUAAGUUGUAAAAUCUAGUAAUAAUUAUGGACGAAGUCUACGAUGAAGAAGAUUUCGAAGAACUAAUAUUAGACGAUGAUGGAAAUUUUUAUGAAGAGGAACCUGUUGAACAUAUGUUAGAUGAUAUCAGUCUACAAGAUCAAAAUAAUGAGGAAAUUGAGGAACAGAUAAUUGAUGUAUCAUCCCUUACUCUCCAAAAACAUAAAAAAGCUGUUUUUAGUUCAGCUUUGAGCAAAGAUGAUACGUUAGCUGUUACAGGGGGAGAAGAUGAUAUAGCUUAUCUUUGGAAUACUGAAACUGGUGAAGUGAUAUUUGAAUUUUCAGGUCAUAAAGAUUCUGUUACCGAAGCUCAUUUUAACUUUGAUUGUCAAUAUGUGGCUACUGGUGAUAUGGCUGGUAUGAUACAAGUGUGGAGUAUACAAGAGAAGAAACUUGUAUGGUGUUAUGAAGGAGAUGACUUGGAGUGGUUAAAAUGGCAUCCAUUAACAAAUGCUUUAUUUUGCGGUUGCCGUUCAGGAGAUAUAUAUUUAUGGCAAAUACCACAAGGUAAUUGUAAAGUGUUGGUUGCUCAAAAUAAUUCUUCUACAACAUGUGGUAUAAUAGUACCUAAUGGUAAACAGAUUCUUGCUGGGUAUGAAGAUGGAACCAUUAGGCUUUGGAACAUUAAAGAGUGUAGUGUCGAGUGGAGUAAUAAUCAAGCUGAGUCUGUGACCAAUCUGGAUAUUAAUAAGGAGGGAACUUUAGCUAUAUCUGCUCCAGAAUCUAGACUAAUUAAGCUAAGUGAUGGUAAAACAAUUUCUAUUUUAUUACCUGAUGGUGAAAAGGAAGUAGAAGUUGCACUAUUUAAUUCCAGUUUGGGUAUAAUUGCAUCAGGAUCAAUAUCUGGACAUCUAUGUGUAUGGGAAAUUGGUAAACAGACUUUAAGGCAUCAAGCUCAGAUAGAAUGUGCUGUUACAGUGAUGAAAUGGGGUAAUGAUGGUAAAAUAUUUAUUGGUGCUGCUGAUGGAGCUAUAUAUGUAUGUGAUGUAAAGUCUGGAUCUUUGUUAGAGACUUUAACAGGACAUCAAGCAGAUAUUUUAAGCAUAUCUAUGUUUAAUAAUAGUAAUAAAAUUUUAACUACUUCUGAUGAUGGAACAGCAAAAAUAUUUACAUAUAAAUAAUAAAUUAUAGGUUAUAAAGUU